CGACGAAACGCUUGUAGAAACAAAACUUUGGCCACUGCACAGCUGUAUAUUAUUUAGACGAGAAUGCGGACUACCCUUCCUUUCGGAUAAGAAGGUUCCACACAGAGUUCAGGCAAGAUCGUCUGGAAAGUCAGAAAAAGGUAGUCGGGGGGCUCACAGCAAGCGCUGAAAGCCCAAUCAAAACUUUAGGGAGGAUGGGGCACGAGGCUGAAGCAGCCUCGACUGCUAAUCCCAAAACAAAGUCUCCAAUGAAACAGCUUCGUCACAGUAGUGCACCCACUAAACAUACCCGGGCCACAUCACCACCCGUCCGAGCCGCAUCCGUCAAACCGACACGUCCGUUGCCGGAAGCAAGAUCGCCGUCGCCUUUGCCUCCUUCCAAGCUACCCCCACCAACUCCAGCUACCGAGCACCGUCGGUACUCUCCAGUAUACAAAUGCUCCAAUCGCUUGCUCGCCAAACGAUGGGAUGAUGCCGCCCGGAAACGGCAUCGGGAGAAACUUGCUAGCAUGAAACCUGCUGUGGAUAACUCCCCGCCAAAGAAAUAUUCCCAUUUGGACAUGCGAUUAAAGAAAAUUAGGCAGGAACAAGAGCAAUCACAACGGGUGCAGCACGAAAACAUUAUCCUCUUGAAUCGCAUGGCUCGUCAGAUGAGCGCCCCACAAGGAUUUUCCAACAUUGAUUCUCAUUAUCGCGUGAAGGAGACGCUCAAGAAGCCUCAUCCCAGCGCACGGAAGCGACAGGAAGAACUGAAACAUGUAGACGAAGCCAAUAUUAUUUAUGUUCAACGUAUCGAAGAUCGCCAACCACAUUACAGCAGAGCAACAUGGAACGAAGAGCGGCGAAAGAACCUUCUGUACUUGGCAAACCAUUCACGGUUUCCCGAAAUUUAUGUUGAUGUUUGCGAGCGAGAAGGGGUUCAAUUACCAUUCGUUAAGCGUUCUCGUCCAGGAAGCGCCAGGAGCCCAGCGACGCAUCCAAGCGACGAGCAAGAAAGCGUGACAGCUGUAAAUACAGUAAAGAACGAGGAGACAAAGAACCGCAGCGACGAAAGUGAAGCUGGACAAGGUUGGGAGACAGAAGAUGAAGGAGAAGAUGGGGAGACGAAGACGAUAGAACAACAAAAUGGCGGGAUCACAGCCGAUUGAUGUUAUGUAACAGCCUCA
Molecule: messenger RNA, 1166 nt
Organism: Spizellomyces punctatus DAOM BR117
Lineage: Eukaryota; Fungi; Chytridiomycota; Chytridiomycetes; Spizellomycetales; Spizellomycetaceae
Exons: 3
Coding region: 195-1148 (317 amino acids)
Source: RefSeq, a predicted model, not a curated record